Molecule: messenger RNA, 2476 nt
Organism: Mesitornis unicolor (brown roatelo)
Lineage: Eukaryota; Metazoa; Chordata; Aves; Mesitornithiformes; Mesitornithidae
Gene: ARMC2
Product: armadillo repeat containing 2
Exons: 18
Biological process (GO): cilium organization; sperm axoneme assembly
Molecular function (GO): protein binding
Source: RefSeq, a predicted model, not a curated record
AUGCGAGCUUCAAAGAAUGAAAAUACAAAAAAAGCAGAACCAUUCUACAGGCUUUCAGUGCCGAAGCAGAAGACCAGUUCUGAGAUUAUAAAUGAAGCCAGAAAUGCUCUACGAACGCUACGAACUCGGAGACCAUUUACACCUACAGAGCAUCAAAGGAAACUUUUUGGGUCUGGAUCCUCAUGGGCUCCUCAGAAUAGACCCCCUUCAGUUUUUAGUCUUCAUGCAUCCAGUUUUGAUUUGGCUGAAUCAAGACCAGUGUCUAGCGUUCGUCUUAGCCCACUGGAUCAAAAACCAAUACUAGUCACUUUUGCAAAAGAUGAAGAUUCUUCCUUUUCUCUCCCAAAGCCUUCUGCUGAUGCUGCAGAGGUUAGAAAAGUCAGCAGUGCUCGGGCACUCUUAUACAGAAGAACUUCUCAGGGAAAUUUCCUUUCUGCUAAAAUGACUCCCCCUGAUCAGAAUGAAAAGAAACUAGAUUCCAAAGAACCAGCUAUGAUGAGUAAUCUUUGCAGAAGUAAUAACUGCUUAGCAAAGCAAAGGUCAUACACAUCAUUUAAUGAUGAAAGUAGACAAUUAAUUUGUAGUGAGCGUAUCGGCAGACUGGAGAGGGAAGACUUCCUAAAAGAGACAUCAGGAAAUUUUUUAUUUCAACUGAGAGAAGAAGGAAGUGUCACCAGGGAUGGCAGAUUUGCUGAUAAAGAGCAACAGUUUCCCUGUGACCAGAUAAAAAAGCCUAGCAGAAGUUCAUCACGGCCAAGGAGUACAGGCUGGAAGAGAAGAGUAACAGGCUUAGAGGAUGAAACAGGAAUAAAUGAAUCGGAAGAAGAAAUCUUUUGGCAUAUAAAGAUUCUACCAAUUCUGCAUGAACUGGAAGAAGUAGAAGACAAUACAGACAAUCUUUGUCUGGCUUGCACCAAGCUCUAUCAAGUCUUGAAUGAAGGAAAUAUGCUUGGGAAAAGAUUUAAAAGAAGAAGUGUGCUUCUGAAGACAUUAUAUAAACUUGUAGACGUUGGUUCAGAUCCACUUUGCCUGAAGCUGGCAAAGAUUAUUCUGGCUAUGAAAGUGGAUGGAAAAAAUCUUCUUGCCGUUUGCAAGCUUGCAUUUAAAAUCUGCAGGAAUGAAAAAAAUGAUUGCAUCAUUCAAAAUGAUAGAUUAUUGGAUUGUUUGUUGGAGGUCCUGAGAACUGAAGAUCUACAAAAAAACAAUGAAGCUGUCUUGUAUUGCAUGGGAGCUAUAAAACUCAUGUCUGGAAAUGCAGUACUCCUUAAUGAAAUGGUCAACAAAGGAGCUAUUGAAAUGUUGUUGCAAUUAAUGAAGCAGAUUAAUAAUAUAAAAGAAAAUGACACAUAUUUCUCCAACUUGGGCCACCUAUUAGUCCAGCUGACAGCUACUCUGCGGAACUUGGCCAAGUUUCCUCCAGCGAGGUGCCAGCUCCUUGGCAGCGGCGCAGCCUCUGAGCUCUGCGUGGCGCUAGAGCAGCAUAUGAACGAUAGGGAUGUGUGCAUCUACAUCAUCAGGAUAUUCAGCAAACUUUCUUCCUAUGAUGACUUCUGCGUGGCUUUAGCAGACUGCUCCAGAUGUUACAUCUUAUUUUUAGCCCUACUAAACAAACACCAGAAGCAGCAGGAUUUGGUUAUCCGUAUCGUCUUCAUUCUUGGUAAUUUAACAGAAAAGAAUAACCAGGCCCGUGAGCAAUUUUUUAAAGAAAAAGGAAGUGUUAAUACCUUGAUAUCAUUAUUCCAAACCUACCAUGAGCUUGAUUUGAAUGCACAAAAAUGUUACCGUGAAAGAGAAGGGGAAGACGACAACCACCCAAAGCAUCCUUCAGAAGCAGAAGACGUGCUGAUAAAACUGAUCAGAGUGCUGGCCAACCUCUCCAUUCAUCCCAGCGUAGGAGCAGCUCUGGCAGCUGCCCAUCGUGUUGUAGAAUCACUUGUUGCAGUACUAGAAUACAAGUCAGCUGAUGACUGUGAGGAGUUGGUCAUCAAUGCUGCAACUACAAUCAACAACUUAUCCUACUACAAAGUGAAGAGUUCUGCUGUUCAAGAGAAGAAGUUCCACAUUGCUGAAAUGCUUUUAAAGCUGCUAAUGAGCAACAGUAUGGAUGGAGUUGUGGAGGCUGUCAGAGUCUUUGGCAAUCUCUCCCAGGAUCAUGAGAUCUGUGACUUCAUCAUACAGAAAAAGAUAUACAAGUUCAUCAUUGCUUUACUUGAUGCCAAGAACCAAGAUGCCUGUUUCUCUGCCUGUGGAGUUCUGCUCAAUCUCACAGUAGAGAAGAACAGACGAGCCCUUCUGAUGGAAGAAGGAGGAAUUGGAAAGUUAGUUGACUGUUUACAAGACUUUGGGCCGGCAGACUGGCAGCUGGCUUGUUUGAUCUGCAAAACCCUGUGGAACUACAGCGAAGACAUCACCAGUGCGGCUUCAUGCUUUGGAGAAGAUACCGACACGCUGCUGGGGCUGCUCACAUCGCUCCUAG